Molecule: messenger RNA, 1221 nt
Organism: Closterium sp. Naga37s-1
Lineage: Eukaryota; Viridiplantae; Streptophyta; Zygnematophyceae; Desmidiales; Closteriaceae
Source: the annotation of a GenBank genome assembly
AUGGCCGGCCUUGCAGAAGGCUUGGUUAGCGAUGAUGAUGGAGGCAUGGAUAGUAGUGAUGAUGAACUAGACGGCUUAGAGGAAGCCAGGACGGGGCUUGAUAUGCUCCUGCGCUCGCUUGGCACUGGUGUCCUCGCUCCCAGGCCUCCUACUGCAGAGCCUGCUCUAGUCGAGAGGGUUAACCGCGACCACCCACCGGUUUGUUCAAGCCCGGAUUCCAUCCGGAGUGAGCCUGCUGCGCCUGCUGCCGUCUCCGACACUGUGGUACGGCUUCGGGAGGCACUUGCAGCGAAGGAUGCGGCAGAGGAGCUCCCCGUCUUCGACAUGGUCGACGAUCUGAUCCGUGCUGUGGCCGAUUUGCUUGGUCGGUCGGGACCGCGCCACGCACGGUUCAUGGAUCUGCAAGAGGUUAUCACCGAAACGAGCCCUGAAGUGCAAGGCAUCCACUCCGUUCUGUGGCUGUCAAGGGGGGAUGCCGUCCGUCGCCGUGUCGCUGUUUUGCCGGCAGUGAUUGUGCUGCUGAAGGAGCUUAACAGCAAGAUGUACGCGCUGGCAAGCUCCUACCGUUUUCACUUCUUCCUUUACUUCCUGGCUGAUGUGCUUGAGCAGCUCAACAUCUUGAGCAAGACCUUCCAGCAAAGACAGCUCGAUCUGGUGUCUUUGCAUGCGCAGAUCAAGCGGACAACCCGUCACAUCGAGAGCCGCUACGUGGACUGCGGCGAUGACUUCGGCGGUGGCAUGAGCCAGUGGCUGUCACCUUUCCUGGAACGCCAUGGCCCGGGGUGUAGCCGCGAAGUGAAGGUGGAAGGUGUCGACAGCAACAGCCGACCAUCCUCUAUCACGUUCACCCUUCACGACGAUCCCGUGGGCUCGUACAGCGGCCCGGAGGACCACGACGGCUGCAUCCAGUUGUGCACCGAGUUCGCAGAGAGGAUCGUGGCGAACCUGGAGGGAAGGCUCGGUGAUCUCGACUCGCUCUCUGGAGUCCGCCUGUUCACACCUGAUGCAUGGCCACAAAGCAAGUCUGAGCGGAAUGCUCGUUGCCAGGAGUGGCUUCACUCGCUGGUGACGAUGUUCAAGGCUCAGGACCGUGAGGAGAUCUUGCCAGGCGACAACAACAAGAAGGGCAAGCAUGACGACCCCAUAGAUGUAGAUGAGGAGGAGCCAGUAGGAGAUGCAGGAGGUAGUUCUAGUGAUGAAGAUGAUGAAAUGAGCAGCUAA